AUGAGAACUAUACUCCUCACAACGUUAGCUUUCUGCGCCUCGGUUCUCGCUCAAUCGAGCGUCGUGGAUUCAUUUGUUGCAACCGAGUCACCCAUUGCCAAAGCAGGUUUGCUGGCCAACAUCGGACCAUCUGGAGCAAAGGCGUCGGGUGCUAAGGCUGGAGUGGUCAUUGCUAGUCCCAGCAACAACAACCCCGACUAUCUCUUUACAUGGACUCGAGACUCGGCUUUGGUGUACAAAACCGUUAUUGACCAGUUCAUUCGCGGAGACACUAGUUUACGUGGGACGAUUGACAACUACGUCUCUGCGCAAGCUAUCCAGCAGCAAGUGUCAAAUCCCAGUGGAAGUAUCUCUUCGGGGGGUCUUGGAGAGCCGAAGUUUAAUAUUGAUUUGUCGGCAUUCACUGGGGCAUGGGGAAGUGUCAUCUCUCCACCAUUUAUGAUUAUUUCUCAAUCCAACUCCAAACACAUAGACGGGCCAGCACUACGAUCCACCGCCUUGAUAACUUAUGCUAACUGGUUAAUCGCUAAUUCCAACACUACAUUCGUCACCUCUACGCUAUGGCCAAUCAUCAAGCUUGACCUCGACUACGUCGCCGCUAACUGGAACCAGACCGGGUUUGAUCUUUGGGAAGAAGUCCAGUCCAGUUCGUUCUUUACAUCUGCCGUUCAGCAUCGCUCUCUUCGCCAAGGAGCUGCACUCGCCAGCGCUAUCGGCCAGACAUCUGUUGUAUCGGGAUAUACUACCCAGGCAAACAACAUUCUCUGCUUCAUGCAGUCAUACUGGAACCCCUCCGGCGGCUAUAUCACUGCAAACACUGGCGGAGGACGCUCGGGAAAGGAUGCAAAUACAGCUUUGGCUUCCAUCCAUACCUUUGAUCCGACUGCAGGAUGUGAUUCAGUUUCGUUCCAACCCUGCUCUGACAAGGCCCUCUCUAGUUUGAAAGUAUACGUCGACUCAUUCCGUUCGAUUUACUCUAUCAACUCUGGAAUUGCCUCAAAUGCCGCUGUUGCCACUGGUCGAUACCCCGAGGACUCUUACUUCGGUGGAAACCCUUGGUACCUCACCACUGCAGCUGUUGCUGAGCAGCUAUACGAUGCGCUCAUCGUCUGGAAGAAGCAAGGCUCCCUGGAGGUUACUAGUAUCUCGCUCCCGUUCUUCCAACAGUUCUCCUCUUCAGUCGCAGUUGGAACAUACGCAAGCACAACCUCUACGUUCACUACUCUGACCAACGGUGUUCAGAACUUCGCUGAAGGAACUCUCGCUAUUAUUGCCAAGUUUACACCAUCGAAUGGCGGGCUCUCCGAACAGUUUAUCAAAACUUCUGGAGUCCCAACGAGCGCUAAUGAUCUCACAUGGAGUUAUGCGUCGAUGUUGACAGCCUUUGCCUCCCGCAGUGGUGUCGUUCCCGAGGCAUGGGGAGCUAAAGGACUUGUUGCUUCCGCGAGCUGUGGAACCUCUGCUGGUGCUGGUACCGUACAGGUCACCUUUAAUGUACAGGCUACAACAGUCUUCGGCGAGAACAUCUACUUGACUGGGUCCCUCGAUGCACUUAAGGACUGGUCUCCAGACAACGCCAUGAUUUUGUCAGCAGCUAACUACCCUACUUGGAGUAUCACGGUGUCCCUUCCUGCGAGCACUUCAUUCCAAUACAAGUACAUCCGCAAAUUCAACGGGGCUGUCACCUGGGAGUCCGACCCCAACAACUCCAACACCACACCUGCCUCCGGGAGCUUCACCAUCAAUGACACCUGGCGUUAA
Messenger RNA from Psilocybe cubensis, 1761 nucleotides. Its product is annotated as Glucoamylase. Gene Ontology annotation, molecular function: starch binding; glucan 1,4-alpha-glucosidase activity. Lineage: Eukaryota; Fungi; Basidiomycota; Agaricomycetes; Agaricales; Agrocybaceae. Bases 1 to 1761 code for a protein of 586 amino acids. Gene Ontology annotation, cellular component: fungal-type vacuole. Gene Ontology annotation, biological process: polysaccharide catabolic process. The transcript is spliced from 9 exons. The record is from RefSeq and is a predicted model, not a curated record.